Molecule: messenger RNA, 3110 nt
Organism: Trichosurus vulpecula (common brushtail)
Lineage: Eukaryota; Metazoa; Chordata; Mammalia; Diprotodontia; Phalangeridae
Gene: FANCE
Product: FA complementation group E
Exons: 10
Coding region: 89-1726 (545 amino acids)
Biological process (GO): interstrand cross-link repair
Cellular component (GO): Fanconi anaemia nuclear complex
Source: RefSeq, a predicted model, not a curated record
GUGACCCGAGAAGGGGGAGGUGUUGACCCUUGACCCCCGACCUCAGGGUCGUGCUGAUUCCGGAGAUCGAGCCUUUUUCUCGAGCACGAUGGCCUCCCAGCCCCCAGGGCAACCAGCCUGGCCCGGCGCCGACUCAGGUCAGCCGGCGGAGGGGUGGGCGGCGCGGUUGGGGGCCCGGCUGGAGCCCCCCGCCCUGCUCCUGCUGCGGCUGCUGCAGUCCGGCCCCGGAGGGGUAUUGGGGGCGCUCAGGGCCCUGCAGAGGCUCCGGGCUGGGGGCUCCGAGCGGCCCUUCUGCUGGGGUCCUUUCCUGGAGGCGCUGAGCCGGGAGGAGCCCGUGCUCGAGGGGCCCGACCGCCGCCUGGAGCUGAAGCCGCUGCUGCUACAGUUGCCCCAUCUGUGCCAAAGGAACCUCUUGUCCUUGCUGUUAGCCAUGCGUACUGAGCUUCCCGAGAGUGGACUCCUCCUUGUACUCCAGGCAGCCAAGCGUGACCCUAACCUGGAUGCCUGGCUUUGGGCUCUGGGGGAGUUGCUUCAGAGGGAACUGACUACAGAUGAGGUGAUCAAGGAGACUUCUCCACUGACACCAGGGUGCCGGGAACGGCUCCAAAGCCUUUGUGGACAUGUAGGCAGAGGAUUGAAGCCAAGCUAUCCUCUGGACCCCAGGGAGACUGAGGACACUGGCACUCAACGUCCUGGCAAACGCAAGGAGCCUGAAGCAGAGCCUGAGGGCUCUGAGAGAGAAGCGUUCCCUAAGAGACUUCGAUCCCUAGAAGGGAAAGGAGAGAAAGAAGAGGAGCGUCAGCAGCUCCAGGAGAGGGCCACAGAUGAACAGGAAUCACCUGUGGGGGAGGGCAGAGCUUCACCCCAGAGAACUGAGGGCAGCAGCAACCAGCCCAUUCUGGAAGCAUCGAGCAGCGGGGCUAAUGACAGACAGCAGGAGAAGCUGGUUGAAGUUCUGGAGUUACCCAAAGCCAUCAAGGACCAGGUGCCCCGAGUGCUAGAGCUGCUGGAGACUGAAUGGGAGGGCCUAGAGGGAGCCCCGCCCCUGGAGCUGCAGUUUCUCCAUGAGUGCAGCCCCAGCCAGCUAGAGAACCUCUGCUUACAGCUGCGGCUCUCCUGGCUCUCGGACACAGCCCUCCUGCAGUUCUGCAACCGGCUCCUGGCGCUCUCACCAGACCUCAGCUGUAGCAGUGCCACCAUACUGGUGAGGAACCUUUUUCUCGAACAGGUUCUUUCUCUGACAACUUCAGCCUCUCGUCUGUUGAGAGCUGCCAUAACUGCAUUCGGUGCCAGGUAUCCUCAUCCUGUCUGCAGAGGCUUCAUGAUUCCAGUAUUACAGGCCACAGGCUCAGGCCCCGCACAGACAGAACUGCUUUGCUGCCUUCUGGAGGGAGAUGAUCUGGAGUCGGAUUUGCUUGUGCUGGUGUUAAAACAGGUAUUGGAGUUACCCUGGAGAGAAGACACCUUCACAGUGAUGCAGUCCCUUCUAGGGCAGCAGGUGGAUGUGUCCCCGGAGAACUUCAGCGUCUUAGUGCAAAAGCUGUCUUGUGAAGGCCUGGCUGCUGCUGAUUCUGUGGGCUAUGCCAAGCUGGUCCUGACGGUUGUGACAAAAUACCAAGAGCAGAUCACAGAAGCCCACAAAGUCUGCCUUGCUUCUGCUAUAGAGUUCAACACAACCUUCCUGAGAAAACCUCUGCAGGCUGCCCUAAGACGCUUGACCACUUGAGGUAUCUCCACCACCAGUUUCCUGAAGAACAUCUACCUCAGCCUUAGCCUGCCUUCACUCCAGCUCUCUAGAAGAGGAAGAACAGCCAGACAAGUUUGACUGCUCAUCCCAGUGGCUGCUCCGGAAUGCUGAGAGGUCAGCUCUGACCCUCUCCUCCUACAGCACAAGUGACAAGUCCAGGAGGCUGGAGAAGGAAGAAAUGCAAAUGAGUUAGAGACUGAAGUUAGCCAAGUCUGAACUGAGCACAUGGCUACCUCAAGAUGUCUGCCACUGUAGAGUUCCCUGGCUGUCAGUUGUGCUGAAGCCUGGGGGAAGGGGUCCCAAACGGAGGCUCAAGGUUGUUGGGUUUAAAAAAAUGUUUUACUUAAUUUUUAAACUUUAUUGAUUAUCUUUUUUUAAACAUCACCUGCAUUCCCCCAUAUAUGCCUCCUUUCUACCCCUUCCUGAGAGACAUCCUUUUUAACACAGAAUGAUAGAGGAAGAAAAACCAGUUCAGCCAAACUGACCAGUACAUCCAGUCCAGCUGUACCUGUGGUUUUCCACACCCAUAGCACCCUAUUUCUGCAAUGAAGAGGGGGAGAUUCAUUUCCCAUCUCUUCUGUGGAGGCAAGCUUGGUCGUUUUAAUUUUACACAUUUGGUGUCUGUUGUUUUGUCGUUUCUGUUUCCAUCUACAUUGUAGUCAUUUUAUGUGUUGUUUUCUUGGUCCUGUUUCACUUCCCUCUGCAUCAGUUCAUGUAGUUCUUUCCAUCCUUCUCUGUAUUUAUCACAUUCCAUUACCUUCAUGAGCUGUGAUUAGGCACCCUUUGUUUCUAGUUCUUUGCUACUGUGAAAAGCAAUACAAACAUAAUUAUUUUGGUGUGUGAGAGGCCUUUCUUUUUAUCACUGACUUCUUAGGGUAUAUGUCUGAACUUAUGAAUUCAAGAUAGCCGGUACGAAAAGCGGGGAGGGGAAGGAUGGAUUGGACCAGAGACCUGAACUGUGUCUCUUGCAUGCCCAAUGAUUUCCUUAUUAAUUUUUUUUAUUCUGAACUUAACAAACACCAAAUAAGAUGUUCAUUUCCAUCUAUCAGUGGAGUGUCAAAACUCCCAGAAAUGGAGCCCACUAAACCCUGCCGACUUCGUAUUGACUUAGAAAACCACAUCAAUAUUAUCUGUGUUUUAUUGUACUUUUAUUUGUUUUGUUAAAUAUUUUCCCAUUACACUUUAAUCUGGUUCCAGCAUACUCUGGGGCACUGUGGGCCACGUGCAGCCCACAGGCCACAUGUUUGAUGCCUCUGCUGUAUACAAAGUGGAUUAGAUAAUCAGGAUUGUACUUGAAGCCACGAUGCUCUUACGGCUUGUCUUUUUCCUACACAAAUAUAAUAAAUUCCAUAUAUAACUUUCA